Messenger RNA from Erythranthe guttata (spotted monkey flower), 1146 nucleotides. RefSeq lists its product as uncharacterized. Lineage: Eukaryota; Viridiplantae; Streptophyta; Magnoliopsida; Lamiales; Phrymaceae. The record is from RefSeq and is a predicted model, not a curated record.
AAAUAAAGUAUAUAUAUCGAGAAAAAGAAAACGAAACCAACGAAAGGGGAAAAUCGACUAGGGUUUCGUUAGAGAGAGAGAGAUGGCUUGUACCGAACACGGCGGCAUGAUAAAAGUUUCGAUGAAGGAACCGGAAAAAAUUUCGAUGAAGAAAGUGGUAAAAAAGUACAAAUUGCAUGUGUGUGAGGAGGAUUUGGGUUAUGAGACGACACAAAAGAAACCAAAACGUUUUGGUCCAGCAGGAUUCUCCGUCUGGUAUAACGGAGAUCCGACCCGCCGUAAUCCAGAUCGCAUGGAAAUUAUGAAACAAGCUGCCGAAUUAGUUAUUGAUGUCUUCAACAAAACACAUCUCAACAAAUACAGUUUUGUGGGUAUGGUGCAUGCAACUGAAGAAAGAUUCCCAAUUGUGGUGUUGGAUAUGAUUUUUACCGUUCAGCCUGAGCCCGAGGAGGAUGGUGUUGAUAAGAAUCACAUAAAUGUUCGAGGUCGGGUUUCGAUCAGCAAUGAUUAUGUAGAUUAUUUUGAAUUUCCAGAGGAUCAGAAGAUUGGGAAAAUGAAAAUUUUCCCUAUAGGCCCCGUCUUCUAUGAUGGAGGUCCCACCAGCUUUGCUGAUGAAACAAUGAAAAUUGUCCAACGAUGUGCUGAUUUAGCUAUUCAAGUCUACAACAAGACACAUGCCAUCCGAUACAGUUUGAUAGAGCUGGUGCGUGCAACUAGACAUUUACCCCCAGUGUUUAUGAUUGAUUUGGUGUUUACCGCUAAGCCUACGUAUGACUAUGAACAAGAUGACGAUGAAGAGUAUCUCAAAACUUUCCGAGCUCGGGUUUCCGUCACACAUAACUAUGUAGAGUUUGUUGAAAUUGUCCGUCCUCCUCGCCGGCUAUAGGUGAUUACAGUUUCCAAGUUCAGAGAGGCUAUAUAUAUAUAUAUAUAUAUAUUAUGGAACAUUUAGUUGUGUUAAUUUUCAUAUAAUAGGGUUGUGAACUAAUUUUAUUGUGUGCAUCUAAUCUAUCUAGAGACCUUUUCUUAAUUUGUGAAAAAGAAAAUGAUGGUGUGUUUAGGCCUGGAACAAUGCUAAUAUUAUGUAUUGACAAUUUGCUUGCUACUGCUCGUUUUUGUGGUUAUCCAAUUUAUAUUUCUUUUUUU